CUUUAACGCCUCAUUAUUCACCGAAGCAGGGAAAUGUUUUCGUGCAUAAAGAAGAAAACAACGAGAAUAAAAGAUUUGUAAGCGUUGUCAUCAGGUUUUAAGUAAGCUUUUAAGAUUUUUCAAUCGGUAACAGGCUGAGGACUCCUUUGUAGCAACACUACCCACAAUCCAUAGCGCGGCCAUUCGGAAUGAAUGGAAGAUAUGCUAAUUGUGGCUACCAUUCAUUUCUACGAGCGCUACGGCUAAUUCUAGUUUCUGAGAAGUGUCUGCAAAAGUCUUUAUUGUCUCUGAUUCAACGCAGUUUACGACGACGAUGUCUGCAGAGGAACCAACAUUUAAAAAGCAGAAACUAGCGGAGCAUACUAUCAGACAAAAUGUGCUGUUUGGGAUGGGAAAUCCUCUGCUUGACAUUUCUGCUGUAGUGGACAAGGACUUCCUUGACAAGUAUGGACUGAAACCGAAUGACCAGAUAUUGGCGGAAGACAAGCACAAGGCCCUGUUUGACGAAAUCGCCAAGAAGUCCAAAGUAGAAUACCAUGCUGGAGGCUCCACCCAGAACUCCGUAAAGAUCGCCCAGUGGAUGAUCCAGCAGCCGCACAAGGUGGGCACGUUCUUCGGCUGCAUCGGCAAGGACAAGUUCGGCGAGAUCCUGAAGCGCAAGGCGGAGGAGGCGCACGUGGACGCGCGCUACUACGAGCAGAGCGAGGAGCCCACGGGCACCUGCGCCGCCUGCAUCACCGGCGACAACAGGUCCCUUGUCGCUAAUUUGGCAGCGGCGAACUGUUACGACAAGGAGAAGCACCUGGACCUGGAGGAUAACUGGACGCUGGUGGAGAAGGCCAGGGUGUACUACAUCGCGGGUUUCUUCCUGACGGUGUCCCCGGAGUCCAUCCUGAAGGUGGCGAGGCACGCUUCGGAGAACAACAAGAUCUUCGGCCUCAACCUGUCCGCUCCCUUCAUCAGCCAGUUCUUCAAGGAGCCCAUGAUGAAGGUCAUGCCGUACGUCGACAUCUUGUUCGGGAACGAAACGGAGGCUGCCACUUUUGCCAGAGAGCAGGGCUUUGAGACGGAAGACAUUAAAGAAAUCGCGCGGAUGGCCCAGAGGCUGCCCAAGGAGAACGAGAAGAGGCAGCGGAUCGUGGUUUUCACGCAGGGGAAGGACGAGACCGUGGCGACUAAAGGUGACGAGGUGAUGACGUUCUCCGUGGUGGACAUCGAUCAGACGGAAAUCGUGGACACGAACGGAGCUGGGGACGCUUUCGUGGGAGGCUUUCUGUCGGCGCUGGUUCAGGAACACCCCCUGGAGGAGUGCAUCCGGGCCGGGCACUACGCCGCCAACGUGAUCAUCCAGCGGGUGGGGUGCACCUUCCCGGAGAGGCCCAACUUCCACUAGCGCCGCUCUGCCACCGCUCUGCCGUCGCUCUGUGGGACCUGUUUCUCCGCUAAGAAAGAAAAGAAAAGAAAAAAAAGAAGGACCUCCUUCCCCCUCUUUCUCUCUGUCUCUCUCUAUCUCCCCCCCUCUCUGUCUCUCUCUCUUCCCACCCCCACCCUCUCCCUCUCUCUUCUCCCUCUCUCUCUCUCUCCCUUUCCCUCUCCCUCUCUCUCUGUCUUUCUCCCUCUCUCUCUCUCUCCCUUUCCCUCCCCCUCCCCCCCCCUCUCUCUCUCUCUCUCUCGCUGCCUGCAUGGAGAUUUGUGCGCCCCCUGCCCUGUGUGUAACGUGCCCAGGGUUCCCCACCUCAGCCGGUCCUUGCGUGUGUAACUGUGUGAAUGAACUUGACUUAAUGAACUUGUGUUUACUGAGGAGCUUAAUCCCUUACGUAACCGGCUUAAGAGGCUUCGAAGGCCGGUGUUUCGGAAUACUGACCUAAGUUUUUAGUUUCCUUCCGCCCCGUGUUGGAUUGCUACGUGGAAUUCACUUCAGAUCAUAUUGCCAUACCAAGUACAUUCAUGCAGUUUACUUAAGGAACCGACAGGACUGACAAAUGGGGAAUUAAUUAUGUCUGGGGAGUUCAAUAAUGACACGCUGUAGAUCACUGUAGCUUUUUUUAAAGGGUAUUUAUUGAAAUAAUAUACUGCAGCUUGAAUGCUUAACAUUUGGUUCAAGAGUAUUUAUUCAUAUAUUCUUUUCUCAAGUGUUCCGGAAGGGGGCACACUUUUUAAAAAAACCUGCUGCGAUGCAGGAGGGCUGCUGGAGUUUCCUUUUCCUGUACACUCUGCUUGCCUCUGUCUUUUUUUAAUGUCACACCGUCAAACACAAUAAAAUAAAACUUAAGACCCUGUGACCUCA
This is a messenger RNA of Anguilla rostrata (American eel), 2287 nucleotides long. RefSeq names its product adenosine kinase-like. Gene Ontology annotation, molecular function: adenosine kinase activity. The coding region runs from base 314 to 1393 and encodes 359 amino acids. The transcript is spliced from 11 exons. Gene Ontology annotation, biological process: purine nucleobase metabolic process; purine ribonucleoside salvage. Gene Ontology annotation, cellular component: nucleus; cytosol. The record is from RefSeq and is a predicted model, not a curated record. Lineage: Eukaryota; Metazoa; Chordata; Actinopteri; Anguilliformes; Anguillidae.